CUCCUGCUCUCCAUGAUUAGCCAACCUCGCAUCCAAUCAAAUCAGUCCUAUGCAUAGCCACUUUGCAUACAGAGCCAUUUCCUUGCUUUGGCAGUCAACCUCCCUUUGAGCUGUGUGGACUGCAUCUGGUACUGAAGCCUACAGUAGUCUACUCCUGGAUGUAUAAACAGCCUUCCCUAUUCCUCCUAGUACUACCACCACCCUCUCCGCUGUAGGGUCUGUACCCAGGCUAAGAUGCGUCCGUUGCGGGUCUACCUGCUGGCCCUCCUCCUGUUGGCAGGGAUCUGGCUGUCUGGUGCCAGUGUAUCCGACAGCUUUAAAGACUGCAGACAGUUUUUCUACAUGAGGGCAGCACCGACGGGCAUCGACGGGACCAGGGACAGCCUCAAGAGGAUCUGCCAGCACUACGGGGACAAGGCGCGCUACGCCACCCUGUACGACGGCAGCCGUCGCCUGCCCCUCUACUCAGCCUACACCUUUAAGAAGAACGACGGGAAGAAGAGGAUGGACACGCCCUGGAUGUACGAGCCACAGCUGGCGUCUGGGAAUGAGGGUGGGAACAUGAAGGUGCUGCCCCCUAGUGACGACCUGGAGCCUCUGCUCCAGGAGAGCCAGGCGGUGCUGGAGGACUACUCAGACGCCGUGGAGUACUCCCGAGGCCUGCUCAACCCAGACCAGCACCAGGCUGACCCAGAUGAUAAGGCCUCCACCUACACCCUGACCAACGUGGUACCCCAGAUCACAGACUUCCUGGAAGAGACCUGGAGCUCCUACUUGGAUACCGUGCGCCGCCGCCUCAAUAACUUUUGCCGCGGAAAGCAGUCCUACGUGGUAACCGGGGUGACAGUCUCCGGGGCGACCAUACGUCGGGGGAACGAGGACCGCAUGGGGAUCCCCAAACACGUGUGGUUGGCUUACUGUUGCCCACGGUUCGACCGUAACUCUCCCUACGAGGUGCGUUUCAUGUUCCCUAGCUAUGGUGCCUAUGCACUGAAUGAACAGGAGGACCAUGCAGUCAUGGAGGUGCCUUUAAAGACACUGGAGAGCUUUCUGAGGAAACAAACAGACAUGGAUAGUAAUCUGGCUAUCUUCUACGAGGACUGUGUGUCAGAGAACACCUUCAAGAAGAAGAGGAAGAGAUAGGCCUCUCUCUCUGUGUGUGUGUGUGUGUGUGUGUGUGUGUGUGUGUGUGUGUGUGUGUGUGUGUGUGUGUGUGUGUGUGUGUGUGUGUGUGUGUGUGUGUGUGUGUGUGUGUGUGUGUGUGUGUGUGUGUGUGUGUGUUUUAGUUUUUUUUACUGUGAUAGUUUUUUUUACUGUGAUGGGGGUGUAAAUUGACCAAUUGAAGAAAGUUUUAUUUUAUUCACGUUUUAUACUCUUACAAAGUAACUGUCGAUUAUUGUCAUGCACAAUCAAUCAACUGAACUGAAAAUACAAUAAAAAGCUCUCGUCGGUCUCAAACGUGUGAGAAACCACAUCACGAAGCAACACUUUUCUUCACACCUCAUAGAAACGCUCUGAACAAAGUGUGCUGCAUGCAACUUAAACCGACAGGACGACAGUAUACUGCUUCAAUGAAAGUACCAUAGUAAGCUACAGCUGUAAUGUUGUAACGCAAUAAAAAAUAUUCUGUUCAAUGUAGUUUCACAGCCAAUAUUUGCAU
Molecule: messenger RNA, 1660 nt
Organism: Salvelinus fontinalis (brook trout)
Lineage: Eukaryota; Metazoa; Chordata; Actinopteri; Salmoniformes; Salmonidae
Product: endonuclease domain-containing 1 protein-like
Exons: 3
Coding region: 235-1143 (302 amino acids)
Molecular function (GO): hydrolase activity; metal ion binding; nucleic acid binding
Source: RefSeq, a predicted model, not a curated record